AUGUCCAGAAGAAUAAGAAAAACAAAGCAAAAAUACAAAGUGUCCCCCGCGCAAAGUCUGCGAAGAAGAAGAUCGAGGAAACGCGCUAAAGAAAGAAGACUGGAAAGAAAAAAUGGGAUCAAGAGAAAAAGUAGAAACCAGGGUAUGUAGUGUAUUUUCUGUUCUGGGUUAAGGAUGUUUCGAAACCCCCUUGAACAGUGGAUGCAAAAAGGAGCGAAUAGCUGGAUUGAGAAACAGUAUGAGCAGAUUGUUGGAUAAAGUGAUGCAUUGCCGUUCCUAAAUGUACUCUUGUGACUAGUUCAGGUCAUCAUGAAAGGUUUCAUUAUUUGAUUUGAGAUUACUAGCUACAACGCUUAAAGAUCUCGUUCUGUUCGUAGUUUACUUUCUGUAUUAGGUUUAAUGCGAAGGUAUCCGAUCAAGUGAAAGCUCCCUAUUGAUGAUCUUCUAUCAAAACCGUAAUGCGAAACUUUAUACGAGGUAAAGCAUUAUUUGACCGGCUUUCAGUGCUCACAAGCACUAUUUUCAAAAAUUUGUUUGCCUGACAUGUUUUGAUUGUAGAAAAAAUACGAUGUUUUGCUUGACCUAAAGGUCAAUCAUCCUCAAAUGUCUGUGAAAAUAUAUUAAUCCAUGUAUCAUUGCAGAUUCCAUGAGAAAAAACAAGUUGUUUCUUCAACAUUUCGAUACACUGGUUCUCUCUCGGUUCCAAAAUUUACGGUCGAAAAGUUUCCAAAAUGCACCAUAUCCUUUGGGUGCCACUUCGGGACAUCCGACGAACGAACCGUAUCGUUAAAUGCGUAUAAUCUUCUCACCUGUCUUUCGAGUUGACGAAUAAUUCACCAUUUGCAUUGCCUGCCCUUUUAAGCCUUCACGUUUUUUGACAUUUUUACGGUAAUGUUGUUACUCUGACUCUAUUCUUUCGAAAUCUUUCUGUCUACCAAAGUAUGAGACUGUGAUAGUGUAGGAGUGCGCCUGUCAAGACUGUCAGUUGCUCAACUUCACGCCCUUGUUUUAAGCUGUUACAUACACAGUGAGUGUAACUUGCUAUUAGCCCGAAACGUAAAAUAAUUGUUUAAAAGUCAAGUGAAGAAACAGCUCGCUUUUACUUUUUUCCCGGGAAAAUUAACGUAAUUUCGAUGUCUUCCGUCAUCUUUGUAACAUGCUCUGUGCUCUGGGAGGAAAUCACGUAUUUGAAGAAAUCAGUGGACAUCAUGAAAAUCAUUUGACAUGGGGCGCGGGGCAUGAGUACUCGCGUCACGCACUUACCACGCAAGUGAUUGCCUUCUGGAAGCGGUGGGAUAGGGAAGAUUUGAGAACUAGCGACUGAGGCGUUUUUCAUAUACUCAACCCACCAACCCGUAGGUUGUUUAAAGACCCCCCUCCCUCACGAUUUUUUUCCUGAGGGGAAGGGGGUCUGUACACAGGCUACCCACUCGCGGGGCAUCAACCUCUCCGGCUUUAGCAUUAAGAUCGACAUUCACAGGAGCAAAGGCUCCUGACAUUCAAGAAAUUCGACUUAACGUGGAUAGCCUCCUACUCUAAUAAUUUGGUCUGUUUUUUUUUCCCUUAGCAUCCUGGAUAACCAAGAGCCAUUAUGGCUCUUGGUAUAAUUUAGCUCAUGCAUGCCUUCCCAUUCAACGAUAUAUUGCCACACGGCGCGGUAAUUUUUCUGGUCAGAGUUGGUUAAGGCCAGUCACCCUAUCUUUCGACAAAGGCGACACUAUUUUUGUUUCGCGUCAAAGGUAGAGCAAGGUUGUUGUCAUCUAUUACUUUGAGUUGUACAAAGAUUAUAUUCUUUACCCUCACAAACGCGUUUGAUUAUCCUAGACCAUGCUUACCCUCUUGCUCAAUCCAACUUUGUCACAUCUUAAACUCGAGUCAAAGGUAAUAAUAUGCAACUUUUCUCCCCGUGGUUAGGUUCGUUUGUAUACCGGCUGUCAGACAGACAUGCCCUAAGAGGGUGUGUCGCCGUCCGGGGGAAGCAAAUAGAACUUAUUUAAAGCCAGCCACAAGAUCGUGCCAGUUAUUUUUAUUUCACACAAUGGUGUGAAAACUCUCCAGGUAGCUGAGACGGAAAUCAAGAACGCCUCGCGCGCAGCAGAUCGGGUGCGACUUUUGAUUUUAUACUAGCCUGUUAAAAAAAAAACUAUUUUGGCAUGAGAGACAGUCACGUCACUCUUGUAAAAGAAACUGCAAUUGCGUCACAGUUUGCGAUUUGCGCAUCUUGAAGUGGAACGAUUCCAAAUGCUUUCAUGGAUUGUUUUGUUUCGUUGUUUUGCUGGAGUUAAAGUUCCCUUUACUGAAGUGCUUUGGAAAACAUAUUUAAGGCUGCCAAGUCAUUUCUGUUUCCGCAUGAAAAAUCGGCUUAAAUUGAACUUGAUGAGCCUUUAGCCAAGCCUAUUUAAUGGUUUGUUACCAUAGAAACAGGCCUAUGGAAUGGUCAACAUACAGGAAGAUCUAACAAUCUGAAGUACACUAUUGAAAAAGUACUUUGUCCAACAGCUCUAUAAUUUUCUGUUAUCGUGAAACUCGCGAGAGGUGACUGGUAGCAAGUCUACAUCUGGUUAUGAAUUCCUGCUUUGCCAAUUCAGUGAUGUAUAUCAUGUUAACAUUUACGAUUUUUAGUAUAGUACCCUUGCGGCCAUAAAUUGAUCGACAAUGAUGAUGAUGAUGAUGAUAUGAUUAUCACUGCUGUUUUCCUGGGCUGCGUUAUCUUUGACUUGCGAUCAGGCGGUCUUUCUUCCCUUUUUCGGGUUUCCCCGAAAAAAAGUAAAACACCUGAUCACAGUUUAUUUUUUCGCUGUGGCUAUAUGGCUGCGUUAAUUUUUAUUCAUCAUUGAUAGUGUUAUUUUUAAGAGGGUUGCAGUUUCGAUUGUUCAUGAUUCUUAGUUAAUCGCUUAAUUGAGUUGUUUCACUCCGGCAUUGUCUUAGGCUCGAACCCGGUAUUAAAAUGACUCAGGCUUUUUCUCAUCCUAGAUUAAUGGAUAUUGCAUCUUUCUCAUUUCCUUGCCGAGCUGACAAUUUAUCUCAAUAUCCGUUAUCUUGCUAUCAAUUUUGUUCGAACUUACGCAUGCAAACGAAUUAAGUUAACGAAACGGAACUUCGCUUGACACAUUUACUGAAUAUCGUUCGUUCUACAUGUUAACGACCUUUCUAUAUAAUUAAUGGCAGCACGUUGUCGGUAAUCGAUAUUUUAAUGUACUAUCGAUAGAAAGGCGAAACUUAAUUGGUUUCAUUAAUUUUUAGCCUGCGGUGUUUAUAUUACGUUUUUUAAAAAGAUUGUAUUAAUUUUGUAACCUCUCUAACUAGUAUAAAAGCAAAGUGUUUUAAUGAUAUACUCGUAAUGAAUAUGGCGAAAAAGACAUGCGAUAAAGCUCGUCUUUUUCCUUUUUGCUAGUUUAAAGCGGAGUGCCUUCGUUUACAGGUCUUUGAAACUCAAUCGCUAUUUCCUGAAAGAAACAGGAAAGUUAAAAACAAUUCAUACUGUCAAAACUCAUGCAAUAAAAAUUCGGGGAAUGGCAAGAAAUAGUUUGAUAUCCUCUCUACCUUGAAAAGAAAACAAUAACUUAGCAAAAGAUCGCGAUAAAACGUUACAAUGACAGACCGCUUUAUCGCGUGACGGGUAAGAAAAACGCAAAAAAUGACUUGACUAAAAAUGUUUAACAUGAAAAAGCUAUGUUAUUGUCAGCUGUCCUCUGUGCUCAAAAAACCUCUCUUUCCCAUGAUUUCAUGGAUGAUUCUCUGUAAACAAAGAGAGGGAAAAAAAAAAAGAGAUAGGAGGAUAGUUUUAAAUGAGGAGGCUCCCGAUGGAACGAGGCUGUUUUCCUUCCGGAAAACGCUCCUCGCAGGAAAUAAAAGGGGUGAUGAAGGGUAAACCAUUGACAUUAAAAAGUUCUUCUUAAAAAUUACAUUUCGAGAAAAAUCGUAAAAGACUGAAAAAGUUACGUAAUACCUUGUAAGAGGUUUUCGUUGAUGGUCACGCCAAAUGAUUUCCUUCAAAGACUUGAAAAUGUUUGACUCACUUGUCAUUGGGAUUGAAAACCAUUCCUAUUCAUUUGAAGUAUGAGGAAAAAGCAAGUGACUUUUUUAUCAGGCGAAGAAAACAAUCCAGAGUCGAACGGAAAUGAAUGGGCUGUUUCUAGACACGAUAAAUUACCAAAAACAUGGUAAUAAGAUACUGUACACGCGAAAUGAUUGCCAAGGUCAUAGCCAAGGUCAACAAUUUCACGCUUCUGUUUUAUCUUCCGUCACAGACAGAGCGAUGGAAUAUGUAUUAUAGCACAUAUCCUUGCAACAACAAACAUUUAAAUCAAAUGAAAAAUACAAAAACAGCCGCAUCCGUAAAGUAAUCGGUUUCGGUUUUGACAAAAUCGAUUGAUCUGUUGAAGGAAUUCGAGCUUCUAAGCGCGGGAACUGGAGGGAACAGAUUCCAUCAAAAAGAAGAUUGGUCCAAUCACUUCAAUGUGACAAGGAAAUUCUCCUCAUGUUAAGAGAGUUGCGUGGGAUUCUGAAAGACUGUUUAAGUCUAUAAGACCAUAUAACAACUACAGCUUUGAUUUCAGUUACUUUUAAGCAAUUCGCUGUUUCCUGUAGCCCGAUACUUUCCCGAACCAAAAAAACAACAACCGCCCUAAUUUAAAUUCUUUGGGUAUAUCACAAUAAAUUUGUUAGUUUAUCAUUUAAGAAAAAUUCUUUGUCACAUUUCCACAAACGGGGCCAGGGGGAAGAGUUUUGACCGAUUCCGUUUCCGAGCGCAAUCAGGUUUCGUCUAUGUUACAGAAAUAUAUAUAUUCACGUUCCAGGUUUGACAACUUAAUUAAUUAUUUAUUUAAGCACAACAGUCCCGGAAAAGGUGCGUUAUGUGUGCAUUUAAUAUUCUUGGUGUUUUACGCAAUAUUACUCGGAUUGUACGUUUAAAUUAAAACAAGAGAUUAGAGGUCUCUGUGUAAUUAAAAAACUGCCAAAUCAAUAGAGCAAGUUGUAGACGAAACAAUUUGCUAGUUGUCUGAAGGUUCAGGGCCUGUAGCGGAUCACAGUGGAUGGGUCGGUUUUUCCAAACCAAGGUGCGUCAAAAAUUUGCUUGCUGUGCUCUUUUCAAACUCCUUGUUUCCGUUGAAGCCGGCUAUAACGGCUCCAUAGUUAUUAGAACAGUCAGCUAAACAAAAGAAUUCUGCGGUAAAGCUCUUCUCCUCGGAGAACAAUAAGCACAAAAACAUCAUUGAAGUCCUUAAGCCGUCCCAAGUGUCGUCUUGGAUGCACGCUCGAAUAUUUUAGCAGUUUUUAAGUAUUUCACAUCAAAAUAUUACUGCAAUACAUUAAUUGUUACAUAUUAACUCGGUUUCUUUAGAAAAUGAUCAAUUCAGUGUAAACAGUCGUCUUUAAAAAAUUACGAUUUUACGGAAUUUUGAGCUUCGGUACCAGUGUCUUGUAGGUUGAGUUGCAGUGGCAUCGCAAAAUGAUGCAUAAAGCGAAACGUUGAACGGUUAGCAAAGAACAUUAAUAAGUUAUUUGUAGAAGCUGCUCUAUUAUCUGUAUACGCCGGUUUUUGGAGAUUUUGUGGUUGCUUCUGAACUCAGAAUUGUUGUGUUUACGGUAGAGGUUUCGGCCUGUAAAAUGAUUGGUUCUUUUGGAGAUGUAAUUAUCAGGUCAUUACCAUGUGACGUCAUCGCGCGGGCCCAUCUCGCUUUGCUUCACAGUAUUCACAAUUUGCAUGGAGGAAUCUUGUGACAAAAAUUAGACUGCAUUUUCUUUCUUCGGUUAGCCCCGGUUAUUCGACACUUUGCGCCGGAACGUGCUCAAGACAUCAAUCCUCGAUUAAUUCUUCAAGUUGAAUAGAGUUGAGCACGUGCAAAAGAAUCGAAUUUCAUGUUCUAAUCUACAAUGAUCUAACUCGCCACAGGGCUAAAACUGUUCGGAUCGAUUGUUUUGAGUGGAGAAAAUAGUUUCCUGCCCUGUCCCAUCGUUGCCGACAGCUUUCCUUGGUCUUCCUGCAAAGUGGUGUCGUUUAUUCUGUUUUCACUGUGUAAGGAAUGACAUCGGAUGUAGCAUUGGGGAGACUAUCUUGACGAUAUGCCCGAAAUCGGUGAGAGCGCUGAUUUCUACAAAUACGCUUGGCUUCGACUCUUGUUAUGUGAAGUGUUACUGUUUCAGUUGUUUGGUGUUCGUCUAAAUUAUCAGAUUUCUUGAAAAAAUACGAUGUCUUUGGGAAAGGCAAACUUUUAAGCCUUCAUCGUGUCACUGGGGAUUAAAUGUCGUUUUAAGUACCUCGGUUUUGAAUAAUAUGAAGGUUGGAGGCUUACGAGAAAAUUUCGGAUUAGUUUGCUACAAGGAGACAAGUUAUGGCGUUCAAACCUGCUCUCAUAACUAACACAACACUGUUUUUGUUUUUCAGGUCGGGAUAAUUUUGACCACUAUGAUAAAGGUAGGACAUUUGUGCCCAAUUCGUAAAUUUUAUUUGUUUAUCUAGCGAUUUCAGCAUAAUAGGAAAGCUUUAUCGGAUUUCUUUGAAGUUUGUACAACACAGGAAAGUGCCACCGAAACGCUUCUUCCCUUCUAGCACUUUCCCUCGGCCCAUUGACAAACUCUAUAACUUUAACAUCCCAGAGAUGAUUUUACAAGGUCAGUUGUUGCUUAGACCAUAAAUUUACAUUAACAAAGUGUUGUGACUAAUAACGAGGAAGCGUUUUCGCCUUAGAAAAUUGUAAUUUUCUUGUUUGAUUAAGUUAAUUCGUAAAUGGCCUGUGAAAAAGUUUCGUGAGUACACAAUUCUUCUUUGAUUCGAAAUUUGUCAGAGGUUGUUAAAAAAAGCUGGUUGAAGGUCAGUGAUGAGCAUUCUGGAUAGUUUUGUCAUUAUUUACCCUUUUCGACAUCCAAAUGAAAUCUAACGCACAUAUCGAUGACUUAAAACUAAGCUUUAUAAUAGUUGUACGACGUAUACGUAUUGAAGCCUUUAUAAGGAAAUGCGUUCAUAAUAGGUUUCUAUUUGCCAAUUUUAUUGGAAAACAGGCCAAACGAUUUUAGCGAGCAGAUUCUUGUCUGCUCAAUCUCAGCAUGUUCUAGAUGCAGUAUUAACCGGUUUAUUAAGUGCUCUCCACAAAAGCGUCCAUAUAAAAUUUAAUGGUGAGACGAUUUUUCAAGGAUCAACCUUUGAACUAUGUGGUUUCGAUCUGCUUGCAGGCGAAAGAAAGGUCUGUCAAGGGAAACUCUGUUCCAGCAGUAUUGAAACAGGAAAAGAAGUCGCAGUUAAGGUACAGUUGUUAUGCUGAGACUAUAUUUAACUUACAUACGUUGAGCAAAGUUCAUUUAAUUGCCCUUUGAGGUUAAAUCAUGUUGUAUAAUACAAAAUGUUUGAAACCAUUAAAGUACAACAUGAUUUCUUUCCGGCCUGCUUCAAAUAGCUUGUUCUUUCUCUUGACUGAAAGUGAUGUAAAAAUGAAAUUAAUCAAGAUAAUAACGAGACGUGUUAAAGUGUAAUUUCAGUUUAUUUCCCUGCGAGAAUGUUAUGUCCUAGCAUGUGAGGAAAUAAAAGCAGGCUUUUUUUUUCAAGAAUUUUUGCAUCCUAUGUCUUGCAUGUGUUCCGUGCGGGAAUUCUUGGAAAGUUCAAAAAGCUAUAUAUUAAGAUCUUAAACAAGCAAUUUAUCUGAUGUUCUGUGAUCUCGGGUUUCAUGCAUGUGACUGAAGGUCACAGCAAAAAAUUGAUUUUUUUUCGGUUUAGACUAUUUGAAUUUCCAUCAAAGACUAGGCUUCCUGUGGAGAGAACAAUUACCUAGGCAAUUAUGAGAAAAUAUAGUUAUAGAGCAUUGAAAAGUUCUUGUAAGUUACUAUCGUCACAGCUCAGUUUGGGGUUGAGCUAAAAAAGGAAGCAAGCACAAUUCAGGUGAAAACUUCCAAAAAUACUCCAGCCCACUCAAAACCAUGCCAGCAGAAUUUAAACAAUCUGUUGGUGUCAAUUCUGGGGUUUCGGUGUCUGUUGUUCCUCUUUUCCCCGAUAAUUUUAUUAGUUCCAACAAACUAUCUCGGUUUGUAUGAUAAGGACAUUUUGUACAUAUACCAUAUAUUGUAUUUAGAAAUUUAAUUUGGGUUUAAUUAUACGAUUCAAAGUAUGUGAUGAAGUACUUACAAGUCCGAGAGAGGAUUUUUAUUUCUUUCACUCUUAGGCCUGGUAAAGGCAGAAUGAUUUUGACUAUUCUAACUUUUUAAACUGUGGAUGAAGUACUACUUAAGGGAGGUGACAUGGCAGAGCAGCUAAGGUGCUAGAAUUGUAGUCCAAGGGUCCAAGGUCUUUCCCUGCCCUAACAGCCAGCUGCUUAUAUUCUUGGUAGUCCUGAUUCAACUCCUAAUCCAUGCUUGUAAAUAGUCAACUGGUUUGUCUCCAACCAGUUGGCUUCUCCCAAGACUAAAACGUCUUUUGGUCCGCUUGAAUCCAUUAGGUGUUUUCAAUUUGUCAUACAGUACUUCUGUAAAUUUGAACUGUACUCCCCUGUACAGAGUUCACUAGCCCGAUUGUAAAAUCCACCAGCCCAUGGUUAUUAGACAAGACUUGCAUUGCAUGCUGAUUCUUAACCUUAUUACAUAUAUACAUUCUUUUUCCAUUCCUAACAGUUUAAGGUUUGGCUCAUAUUAUCAGGAAUUUGAAAAAAUCUGAGUUUGAGAAAUCAGGAGGCUAGUGUAUUAAGGCUAUGUUCAACUAUUCAUUUUGUUUGGAAUUCAAUUUGUUUAAACAUGCAUUGGUACAAUAAUUAAAAGUGAUUUCAUUUAUAAAAUCUUUUUUUGUUGUUGUAACAUCAACUCCUUUAAAUGUUCACAUAUAACAGGAAAGCAACCUUUAUAAUUUAUUAAGGAAUUUCUCUGGAAAAUUUAAAGUUGAAAAAUAAGAAGGCUUGAUUUUCUUAGAUUGAAAUGUACCAAAAAAAUGUGUAGGGCACAUUUCUUAGGAAAAAUGUUUUUGCGGGCUGCCUUCUUUUGAAGGGGGGGUCUUCCCCUGGGAAAAAAAUAAUUCAGUGUGGUAGCUGAGAAGGGCAUUUCAGUGCAUUUUGAGCCAUGAGUCAGGGAAAAGAAUUUUAGCCAUGAGGAUGGUUCUGUACUGUGCCUUCAUUGACUUACAUUUGCUUUGUUUUAUAUCAAAUUUGUUUUUUCAAACUAAGUGUUAAGAGGCAAAUACCAAGGAUAUAUCUGUCUCUGAAAUUUUUUCUUUGAGUUGAGCUGAUGCUUCCUUGAUGUCUAGGUGGCAAUUAUUAUUAUUGUAGCUGGUUGCAGGUGCUGUUGGAGAACUCAGAAUUUAUUGUUAGAAGUACUCUUUUUAAUCCUUUAAAAGGGAAUUGAUUGUUGCGUUAAGAUGAUGAUGUACACUUUCCUCUUUUCAUGACAUUGGCAACUUGCUUUUUUGUAUUCCACAAGGUUUUCUUACUCUCAGAUACUGAUCAUAAUUCGUCUACUCCAGAAUUUUAGGCUUAUCGUCUUAAUCCUUAAAAGAAACGAUUCCUCAUUGUUGUGUUGGUUAAAUAUAUGCUACCCUUUGGUGACCUUGUAGAUUGUUGACAAUUAUCAGCAUUCCAUUAUCACCUAAAGACCUGUUUGUUUUGUGGUAAUCCCAAAGGACUAGCUUCAAGGAGCUAUGUUGCACUAGGUGCUAUCUUUUUAAAAAGCCAAAACUUUUUUUGCAUCAAUUGCAUACCAAAAACAAUGGUCUAGUUUUGUUUUGAAACUGUUUCUUGUUGUCUUUUGCAAUGGAUGGCAGGGAUGGAUGUGGAUCAACACUUGAAAAAUUUGGGCCAACUUUUUAAAGUUUUACUGCUGUCGCUGCAAAAAUCACCAAAAAAGCAUUAUGAUUAGUGCUCCGUGGUAGAAUUGUUUCAUAUCUUCUUCAUAACUUUAUAGGAGCAUUUUGUGUAUGGUCAAAAGCCCUAACUUUAAUGACUUCAGUACAGAAUUGACCUAAAACAGCAUUAUCAUCCUCCUCACAAUAUAGCCCUUAAAAAUGAAGUUAGCACAGCGAUAAUUAAUGGUGCUGAUCUUAGAGAACUGCAAGUCCAAGGAAAAAUAAUGGCAUUCUUUCAAUGCUUCUCCAUUACCACAGAGUUUAGGGUUUAACCAAGCAUUGUAAUUUUUGAGCUUGUCACUCAAUUUAGACUGUCUCUUAUCACGUGAACUAGAUCAGAUUUCAGGUUACUUCCUUUAUAAUGGGGUGAGAAAUUCAGGCCAUAUUUUUGCAUGUGGCUGUUCACGGUUGUACAUUUCAGUUGUGGAAUUCAGCAGAUGGUCGUGUUGUGGCAGGUGUAUAGUGGUGACUCCCUUGUGUGAUUCUUUUCCUAGAAAUAAGUCAGGCUUGGCCUAGUUGCUGACAUUUAUCCAGCUAGUGUGAUUAGCUGUCAUUCAGGCUACUUGACGUUUUUGUUCUUGUAAGUUAGUCCUAGACACGUGAUCAUGUCGUGAUUUCUGUUUCGGAAGUGCGAAAUGAAGCAAAAGGUAUGUUGCAACCUUAUUAUUUAGGCCAUUAUUUUACAGUCUCCAUUGGUCAGCAAUCUAAUGUACUUGUAAAUCGUGAUAAAGCUUUUCACAAUAAGAACUUAUGCUUGAAGUUUUUUGUUAGAAUGUUUAUAUGUGGACUAAACCUUACAAGUGAGAUCAAGUACAGCAUGAUUACCGAUAAUUAUAUGCUCUGUACCUCCAUUCAGUUGGUCAUGUGUAAUUUAUUUCUUUAACAGUCUCAUAUAUUUAGACUGGCUGGAACUACUGAGGAAUAUAACAUUGAUCAUUCAAAUAUUUAGAACACUUUGACCAUCUCAACAUUUAUUUUUCAUGAUCGGAUGUUGAUCUUUGAGGACGUGAUAAUCAGUUACCUGCAUUGAUUAGUUCGUAACAAUAAAUAUUUGUCCCAGUUAAUUAAGAAAUACUUUUCAGAGUGACCUUAUCUGACUCAUUGCUAAUUAAAAUAACAUUGAGUUUGUCAUCAAGUGAGUGAUUAUAGCCGAGGUUAAUUCUUGCAUGUUUCAUUAGAAAUAAAACUGAUGCAUUUUCAUGUGAGUUGUUAAAAUGUAAAAAAAUGAUGAGAAGUUGAGCUAGCAUGUCCUAUGAACAACCCGUAUUUGUAUGCAUGUAAAAGACAUCCAAUACUUACUGCCAUGGUAGCAUUAUGUGAAAAUUUGUGUUACUUAAUGAAGCUGUUUGCAUGGUGAUAAAAGAAAUGUCAGGUACAUGUACGUUAAAACUUGACAAUUUUUUCUUCAUUCUGUUUGGGUGAUAUAAUUACGAGAUUGGAUGUAAUUUCUUUGUGCACGUGAAGGAUGAAAACUUAUUUUUUGUACAAAAUCCCUGCCCUUAGGAAAACAUAUUUGUCUUGUUGGAGAUAGUAGGCUGUGUAUUAAUAAUUUAACCCAGUUUGGGGUGAGUCACGUACAAAAUCUUGACACUUCAACACAACUUUAUUUUAGGGCUAGGGUUGGGGACUGCUUGUCAAUUAAUCUAUUCAAUAAUUAAAUCAUUCAGAAUGUCUUUAAAUUUAGUCUUUUCUACAGUGUGGAUAUUGAAGCUGGAAAAUAAUAAUCAAGACUUCAAAGACAUGAGAGAAUUGAAAAAAUUAAUGGCUAUCUGUUGUUAGUUAACUCAUAAUCAGCUCAUUUCCUGUCAUCAGUGGUUGCUAGUGAUAAAUCACUGCCAUAGUUCAACAGAGUUGAAGAUUGAAAAGAGUUGCUACUAUUUUAACAUACACAUUUUGUGUUUUGUUUCUUGUUAACAAGUUUGUGUCCUAUUCCAUUGCGAUAAAAAAUGAGAGACUGCCCCUGCCCGUGGCAUAUUUUGUUUUGGAAGUAUUAUUAAUACUUGUAAUCCUUAUUGGUGCCAGAGAUAAAAUUCCAGCACAUACGAUUACUACAGACAUACAUGACUUUAGUCAUGAACAAUGAGUUGAUGUUUGCAAAUUCUUAGACAGAUCAAUUUUCGGUAAUGCGUCAAGGUUCUCAUUGUUGUUCAAGUAUCAUGCUCUCUCUGCCACAGACAUGUCUUUUGCUUGAAUUUAAUUUUUCUAAAUUAUCUGUGUGAAAAGUGUCUGUGACAUAUAGUUGUAAAUCACUUUCUCAAUAACAUUGCAGUUAUCAGUUAUUUAAACAAAACAAAAUCUGUGCGGAACUUCCUUAGCGGAAAAAAGUGCAUGUAUUAUAAAUGAGAUUACCACUGUGUUUCAGAAUCUUAGCUAAUUUGAUUUUGUAGUUAAGUUAAUUAAAGUAAAACUGUCCUGCUAGGAUGUUUUUGCCCCACGGUAGUUAAAUGCAUAUCAGUUUUCCUGCUUCCUGUUGAGAAAGCAUAAAUCUUUGUUUUCAUUUUGAAGAGCUUGUGAAUUGAUGUAAAGCAAAAAUAAAAGGCUGAGAUCAUGUUUAAAAACUCCUAAUGAAUGGCAUUUUACUGUACUUGCCAUGGUUCAAUUUUAUCCUUGGUUCAAAUUUGAUACAUCUAUUUUUUAUAUUCAUUAUUAUGCAUUAAAACACGCAAAAAGAAAAGAAACAUAAAAUUCAAACCAAGGAUAACAGUGAACUAUAUAAUAAUUCACCCUGGGCUUGAAGUGUUUGUAUCAUUAAUUAAUUUUCUUUUAUCCGCAACCGAUUUUCAUUUUAUUGAAAUAGACCUAGAUCAAAGACCGCACAUGGAAACAGGUUAUUUUUUUAAUGCGAUUUAAAUUUGUAUAUGUUAGUCCAUGGUUUGAGUUGUGGUAAGAAUAGCAGUGUCCAUCUACUCAGCUCCCCUGGAAAGAAAGAAUUUUGAAAAUGUAAAACAUGCUGUUCUGGAAGGUCAAGGAAGGCAAAGGAAAGCUACAUGCAGCACUUGAAAAUUGAAAUAAAUCUGACAAGAUCAGAUCCUCUACCAAAGCUCCUCUAUAAUUUUGCUGUCAUACUAUUACAAAGGCAUUUGUUCCUGCAUGUAUAUUGCAAGGAAUGAGGGGCGAAAUGUUUAAGUUUUUUCCUGCGAGUGAAAACUUUGUAAGAUAGAACAUGUGGAGACGUUACAUGUAGUCUUAAAAUGGUAAGAGCUAGUCUCAAGCAUUUCUUGUUUAUAAGAGGAAUGGUGGCAUUAUGGAUUAUUUCAUUUCAACGAGAACUCAGAUGGGCAUUAAUUUUUUCUCCUUGUUACAAAGUUAUAAUAGUUUACAGCAAGCACACAAAUGAGAUGUGUAGCUUGAGUGAAGGGCUUGGAUAUUCAGGACUGUGCUCUAGCAGAGCCCGGUGUCCCCUGGCACCUAACUUUUGCCCUUGGGCAACUAGCAAAUCUCAGAUUUUUCAUACAAAUCAUAUGCUGGGCACCCUAGAUUUUACAGUUUCAGAGCAUUGGGCUCCCUUCAAUUUUCCUUAGAGCACAGCCUUGAGUAUUUAUGCCUUCCACUAAGGGCCUGACUCUAGUUUAAACCUCUCUACAAUGGCUGCUGCUUUCUUCUGUCCCCAAGGUUGCUGUGGUGGUGAGGUUCAACUGUAUUUAGUUUCAGAAAGCUUGAAUACAUUGUUUUACUUUUGUCAGGUUUGUCACCAUGAAGAUUGUCAGGAGAUAAAUAAUGGAAAUCCCCUUCUUCUUUGCCUGAAGUGUGAUGAAGUUCACCACCUUGGUGCAGCGUCAAAUCAUGCAAGGUUUGAUGUACCAGGUAAGUUGGCACUUGAUUCAGGAUUUCUAACGUUAUUUACUAGUCCUUUUUCACAAAAGUUAUUGAUCUCAAAUUGCAUUUGAUUGCAUAAUCCAUAAUGUGAUUAAUGUUAUUGUAAAUUAAAAUUCAGGUUAAAAUGGUUUCAACCUAGUUUCUCAUCAUUCCUUUUAUUGUCUCCUAGCCCAAUCAUGAGUUAUAAAUAAUGGAAAUUGACAAUCAAACUUUAACUUGAAUUUCAUUUGAGACCAGUUUGUGACCAUUUUUUAUUUUCAAGGCUGGCCGUCUCUCGGUAUUCCCAUCAUAAGAUCUCACUUGUUUGAUUAAAAUUUGGUCUAUGUUUUAUUUAGAGAGGCCUAGUACUAAUUUAUUCAGGAGGCCAUCAGCAGGCUCAGAUUCUGGGAAUGAAGAUGACUUGGAAUCUGAGCCUAACAAUAAAGUGUGAGUUUCAUUCACUUGUUUUAGAAUAAGACAUUUAGAACUACAGAUCAGGGAAAUAGAAUGUUGAUUAGGACAGUGUCAGGCGUCAUGUUAAUAGUAUGCUUGGCGGUAAUUACAUGUAGAUUGAAGACUUGCCGCUGAAGUUGUUGUAGCACUUUAUAAGUAGGUUGAGUAUGAUCGUCCAGGUGAACAAAAGUCCUGAAUUUAGGACUACGUUCACCAGGACGAUCACACUCAACUUACUUAUGAAAUGACUUCUGCAUUCAAACCUUUCACUGUAGCACUUUAAUCACAUAAAAUGGAUAACUAAAGUUAAAGGGUUCUUUGCAACGAGGGAUCAAAACAACAGCUGUUCGAUGGACAAUGUCCAGCCACAAUGGCGUUUUGACUGGCCAAAGGCUCCACUCGCCAGUCAUGUUGACCAGUCUUUCCUGAACAAACAGCCAAAUCCUCACCUGUAAAUCUUAGAUUUUGUUUCUUUGAAAAAAUACAAUCACAUUCACUAAGAGAAAACAGCAUGGGUAUCAGUUCAUUUUUUCUGCAACUUUUUGACUGGUCAGAAAACAGGAUUUAUGAAGCAAAAAUUUCUUUGGCUGGUUAAUGUGUCCGGCCACCGUCCAAAAAUUAUUUUGAGCCCUGGCAAUGCAAGGUGAAAGGUGUAUGCUCUUACACAAGACACUAGAGAACACCUUAGUGUCAACUUCACAUAACUUGCUUGGAAUGAGAUUAAGCUGAGAGUGUUUUUUUUCUAAGAAACAUGUACAAGGUGAUUUGGAGCCAUGCUAGUGAAGUUUUCUGCAUGGGGCUGGAUUCACAAAGACCUUGUAGGAUAGGAAAUAUCCUAAAUAUAGUUCCUUAACAAAAGCCAGUUGUUGUUUGACAAUAGUUGAGAUAUGUACUUUUGUUAACUUAGGAAGCCUUCAUUAAUCCAGCCCCUGAUAAAACUACCGGUAAUUGAAACUGUGUAAACUUUCAUACAUUCCUGUCACUACAUAAAUAUGUGGUGUUCAUUUGUUUGUUUUUGUUUUAACAGUGACAAGAAACAUCGUGGCUAUUCCUCUGGGAAGCGCAUGUUUAAGUUAAACACUGCAGCCAAGAGGAAACCAAGGAGACAUAACACAGAUGUGAGUUUGUCAAACAGUCUUGACCCUUUAAGCGCCGCAUGAAUAAAUACUUUAUAUAUAAAAAAUAUAUAUAUAUGUAUGCUCUCAAUUCUCAAUUAUUUUAUUUUAUUGUAGGUGUCAUCCACUAGAUUAGCCUUUGCUAUUUGGAUGAUUCCAACUCGCUCUCUAUUUUGUUGUUACAUUUUUCUUUUAUUGCUUAGUUGUACUGUGUUUAGUCGCCUAUGUGAAUUUAACCUUUAUGUCAUGUAAAACUGAGCUGAGUUUAAUAAAUCAUCUUGUCUUGCCCCAUAACUACAUACAAUUUCUCCAGACUGAUCUCCAAACAUUUCCUUAAUUAUUCGUCGAAAGAAUUUGAUAAAAGAUCUAAGGAUUUUUCUUUGUGACCAUUUGAUAAAUUCCCGAAACUUUUUCUCUGGAUAAUGAAUAAGUGUUUUUAGGAGAAAAUUGAUGUUGGUCACUCUUGAGAUUAAGAAAAAGGGUUAACUUGAUUAUUUGAAACAAUAUUGUAAGACAAAUGCUUUACAAUAACAUUAAAAACAUUGCUUUACAUGCUUACACUGUAGCUUUUGAAUGAUGUACGUACAGUGAAAAGUUUGUACAGUGAAGAGUUGAGUCUGUUAAUGUAGUUGGAACAAUGUACUUCUAUAAAUAAGGUGGUUAAUUCUUGGCAUAAUACCUCUUUGGGUUUUAAUUAUGUUGUUUCUCAGAUGAAGUGUAAACAGAUGCAAGCACCUUGUUAUAUAUUUACUAUUCAUUUCCAUUUUCUUAGGAUCCUGGUCGGGAUUUUUUUAGUAUUAAAUUUUUUGAUCACAAGUCUGGAGAAUUCCAGAUCAACUUAUUCCCUGCACUCAGUGGAAAAUCGCUAAGGUAUGUCAGUCUUUUAGGAGUAUUAAUUUGUAACCUUUUUAGGACAUUAAAUGUAACUCACUUUAACUGUAGGAGUUACUGUAUGGUGUUUUAUACAUUCUAUAAUGUGUAAGAAGCAGUGCUACGUUUGUGAAGCCAUGUGUUGGUUGGCUUGUAAGUGCAUGUCUUAUGUUUGGAUUUUUUUUUUUUCAACUUAAGCUUAAAUAUUGACUGUGAGCUUAUUGUAAGACUAAAGAUUAAAAGACACUGCUAACACAUAGACUUUCAGUGUUGGUGAUAAUAUAUAAUUCUGUACAGAUCAGGUUGCAAUGAAAGUCUGUUUUACAGCUUGCCCAACUCACAUGUACCAACUCAAGAGUUGUUUUAACUAACCCACAUGAAUUUCAUUACGAAUUUAAACAAAUUGUCUGUUUUUAUUACAGUACUUCUGUGAUAUAAAUUCCCCCUAAGAAGUUACUUGCGUAGCUGUUGGGCAAGUUAAAAACAGAAUUCACUAGUCUGAUUGCGAGUAGCUGUGGGCUAAUGAACAGACCUUUCUUUGCAUGCUGCAAAUGUAGAUUGUCCCCCUGACCAAUAUUUCAGUCUUAAUUUUCUGAAAUGUUUUUUUUCUCCUUUAUCACAGGGAUUCUAUUGAGCCACUUUUUGAGUCGCAGAACUUUUCGUUUACAACUCACUCAGUAUUUCUGGAUUCCUCAAACACUCCUCUGCCACUUGCCUUCGAUACCUUCCCACUGGGUGGAAAUGUUCUUCAUGUGAGAGGUAUGACCAACAUUUUUUUUCUCCCUAUACUAACAUUGCACAAUCAAACAUAAAGGUUGUAAUGAAAACGGAAAUUAUCUUUGUUCAAUGAGUUCUUGAUUUUAAACAGAUUCUAAUCAUCAGACCAUGAUAAUUAUUGUGUAUAUAUAAAUAUUAUUAGUAUACACUGUAUGUCAACUGAUGAGGAUAACAAUGUUUUCAGAGAGUCCCGAGUUCUGAUGAACAUCAGGACACGAAAACAAAACUAACUGGUUUACCAUGGGGUGUGGCAUUAAGUCUUUUGUUAUUCCUAGACUUUCACUUCAACGGUAACAGAGAACAAAAAAACAAAUCAAAACAUUGUCGGUCCUUUAAAGCUUUAUAAGAACACAAAUUUUAUUCUUAAAACUGCUGAAUGAACAAUUCACAAAAUACAUGUACUGUCUUGCAUCAUCUACACCUUUUUCGUCCUUGGCUGCAAUAUUUCUUUUUGGAUAACUUUGAAAAUCAUCGCUUUUUAGCUUAAGGCUCCUUGUUUGUAUUGUCAUGUUCAUUCACUGGAGUGAAAACAGGCAAUGUUUUUCGCGCCUUCUGUCACACCACCUUUCACCAUGCUUUGAUCAGAUAUGUCCCGAGUGGGGUACAAUAACUGAAUUGUAUCAUUGUGCAAUUGAGAUACAUUUGAAUUUAGUCAAGACCACAUGACAAAAAUCAAUCAACCACAGUCUCUGUUUAUUUGAGCAAAAGACUAGGAAAUUAACAGUGGGGUAUCUUAAGAGAGCAGUAUGUUUAAUACACUUUUCUUCUCUUUAGCUAAUGCAGACAUGAAGGUGGAUCAGAGAAUAAUAGACAUGGUUAGUGUGGAAGAGGGGAUGACAAGACCAAAGAGUUCCUCUUUCUUGCAUCGGUCUGGUUCAUUUACGACAAAGGGUAGCAAAGACAAGGGAGGCACUCUGAAAAAGGCAGAGAAUGAUGACAAAGACAGAGAAAGCGGUAAAGAGGACAAGUUACUUCAACAAUUUAAUAAAAAUGUAAGUAACAUAGUAAAUGGUUUGAACUUAAAGUCCUGGAUAAGUACAUGUAGAUGGACUCUGACUUUCCAGGUGAUUGUAGCAUAGGCCCACGCUGUUCAAAGCGCUGGAUAACAUUAUUCAGUGGAUAAAUCACUAGCCAGCAGAUGAUUAUUAGGGACUGAAUAGAGAUUUAUCCAGUGUAUAGUGUUAGUAACCUUUUUGAACAGCUCGGCCCUGAAUAGGAUGACUUUUCAGGUGAUUGUAGCCCAGGCCUAAGUUGUUCAAAGCGCUGGAUAACAUUAUUCACUGGAUAAAUCAGUAGCCAGCAGAUGAUUAUUAGGGACUGAAUAGAGAUUUAUCCAGUGGAUAGUGUUAGUAACCUUUUGAACAACUGGGCCCUGAAUAAGAUUGUUGCUGGCAGUGACUCUACCACAUUUUGACUAGCCUGCGCCAUGGCUGAAACUAAACCUCUGAUUAAGUCUGUCUGCAAGCCAGCGCUGAAAUUCUUGUUUUAGGCUCCCAUUUGUGUACCAGGAUUUGAGUACCCAUGGUGAUUGGCUUGUUAAAACAAGCUGUUGUUGAUUUGCCAAUCAGGUUGUGGGAAAUUGGGCACAUUAUUGUUUAAAAAAAGACAAUGUUCCUAUGCCAUGCCAGGGUAUUCUUCAAACUUUAUGGCUUUUUGUCAAAAACCUUAAAUCCUUGCUCAUUUUGUUCUUUUACUUGUGGUAAAAUUAGACUCAGCGAGGCAAGAAAAGCAUGGAAGCUCUAUUUGGUAAAGAGUUUGGUGGCAUGCAACCACAACCAUCAAGUCCAGUUCUACACGGUGGCAUGUACACAGGAGGAAGUGGGUCUAUGCCGAGACCAAAGUCAGCGGGUCGGCUUCAAGGGUUAUUCAGCCAACCUAAAUCAAUGAAGGUAUCCAAUACAUUUAAACUACAUGUAUUAUUAUAUCAGUUAAUUUCUUUCAAAUCCAAAGUCCAAACCACAAGUCAGUCAAUACAGUGUAUAUGUCCCUCCAUGACAAUGUCAUUUCUAACAUAUUUAUAUUACUUGUGAUCAUUAUUUUUAAGGGAACACUCAAAGAUGCCUUAGAUCGAUACUCCUUGUAUGGUUUGGAAGAAAAUUCAAGCUAUGAUUGUAACUUCAAAAGUGAGAUUGAAGACAUAAUUAAACUGGUAAGUAUUUUGAAUUCUGUGAGAAUCCUUUGAAAGUUAGUUAGGGGAGCUAACUUCAAAGCAAUUUCUUUCAUCCUUCUUUUCUUCCAUCAGAUGGCCCUAAAAAGCCCCUUGAAAAUUCUUUUUAGAAGAAUAGGUGCUGCAGAGAAGUUUUUCUUCAGGAAAUAAUAAAUUGUUCACUAAAAUUAUUUUUUUAGCUGCAAAUAUUUUUGAGUUCUGGGUUCUGAAAUUUCCAUUUGUGUACCCUGGAAAACUCCUGGAAUUUUAUUUCUUUUUUUCUUAAUGAUAUCAAACCCUGAUAGCAUUAAUAUCUUUGUUAAAUGCAGUUUAAUUUAUUGAAUUGUGUUGUUGUGGUAAAGUUAGAGUUACAAUUACUGGUAUAUUUGCCAUAGGUACCCACGUAAUAGCUGGUUGCUCUCUUAUGUCAGCCCACCAUAGUGAUGGAUUAGCUGAUCCAUAUGACCGUUAACCAUCACUAUUUUUUUUACAGCAGACUCAGUGAUAUUGUUAAACAGUUUUAGGGUGCAAAGCUAAAUUAAUGCAUCUUUCUACCCCAAUGCUCUCACUUAAGAGUUCACGUGCACACUAAAUAAUUAAGAAAUAUGCCUGUCGCUGUUUUCAAUCACUUGCAGGAGACAUCAUGGACAGAAGUUGUCAGUGAAGCUCAUAUUAAGGUAAAAUGAAAAAAUGAGGAUUUUCAACAACUUGAAAUGUUUGGUUAGAAGCAGGAGUGUGUGUGUGAGGAAAUAAUUUUUAGUAAAAUUGCUGGCACAUGUACUAUGACUUUUUCUUAUUACCCCAUGUUUAUUUUCUCUGUUCAUCAGGCAAUGACUAAAAAACAGAAAGACCAGCAAGAAGCGAUCUGGGAAUUGUUGUCAACAGAGGCAGCGUACAUUGCUAAACUGCAUGUUAUCAAAAAGGUAUGGUUUAGCGUUUGUGCAGUAUGCCUUCCUUUCUAUUUUAUUUAAAUAUAUUCUUGUGUUGCUCUGCUAGUCCUCUUCACAGCUAAGAAAGGUGAAUAUAAUAUUAACAGAAAGAUAGAAGCUGCCAGUGUCUCCACAAUAACAAGCACUUGAGACGAACAAUACGAUAUCACGCUGAUCGAUCACUAGCCUUCAAAACCUUUUCAAUAUGAUACACAGUUUAAAUCGAGGUUUCGCUGUAUGCAACCCUUACAUUCAAAAUAUGCCAUAAUCAUGGUUAUCUAUCGCAAGAACCAUCCACCUUUUCCCCUCAACUGCUACCUGUACGCCCAGCAAACAUAUCAAACGCACUCUCCUAAGCUCCGAUUACUCCUAGUAUUAAAUCAUAAUUUGUUAUUUCUGGAGGUAAAUUUCUAUGUACCAAUUUUUUUUGUUGUUGACAGCUUUUUGUCCAGUGCCUCCGAAAUUUGCAGGGUGAGGGAUUUUUAACUGAGGUAUGACCAUUUUUCAAUCUUUUUCAUGACUUCUAAUAUGAAAAAGUGAUGUUAGUGAGUGUUUUUUUUGCUUUCGCUAAGUGCCAACGAAAGAAAAAGAAUUUGCCUACAUCACCUGUUUUAGUUCCAAUGUUUAUAAAACCAUGUUAGCUGCUGAGCCGAGAAUUUCCACUACAGGCACUCCUCGUUCCUACAUUUCUGCCAUGCUCUUGGCCUUAAAAUCGCUCUUAUUCUUCUGCUUAGACAUUUUUUAACCUUAAACUUGUCGAGUUUCAAACAGCGAAAGGGAAAUAACAUUUAUAGGUUAGCGCGAACUUGAAAUAGCGAGUUGAAGUUUGUACAAGUACAGUAGUGUGGCAGAGAACAUUGUCCGAACUUUGGAGGUUCGUUUGUUUACAACAAAGGUCAUCAAAAGUCACGUGAAACUACAUGUGAAAUCUAACGCCACUAAAAUCCCCAGGGAAUCUACACCUUUAUACAUUACACUUUUCACAGCAUAAUCAAGAAUUUUUUUGCCUGCUGCAAUACUUCACGUGGCAAUAAGCUGGCCGCCUUGCAUACCGACCGUCUUCGCUCGGCUUGCUCGUUGGCAAUAAACAAGUAUCAGAAAUCAACUGCCUGCAUAACAAUAAUAAUAUUGUUAUACAGACUGUUGAUUUCUGAUACUUAAAAGUGGGGUACUCUUCGUUGUAAUUUUUACACUAUGAUCCACUUUUUUGUUCAGAUUGAAGGUUCCAAGCUUUUUAGUAACGUGGAGGACAUUUAUACGGUUAAUUUAGCAUUUUGGAUGGCUAAUCUCAGCGGAAUAGUGGAAAAUGUAAGUAACCUGUACUUUUUAUCCUUGCUAAAUCUUGCAACAAAAAAGUGAUGAAAACAUGACCUCAAAGUAUAUGGUUCUUACAAAUUAACCUGGGUAGCUGGCAGUAUAGUUAUGGGCAUGGUACUUUCUUGGCAUCAAAUCCGCAAGGGAAAACUUCCUCUCAAUCUUCAUGCCACUCCACCACCAAAAAUUAACAGCUUUGUCCUGCUUAUCCUGACUGCUACACAGGUUAUUGUGACUUACAAAGCAUGUAGAGGUGUACAUUUUAGUGGCUGAACUAUACAUGUACUUCUCAUAUCCUUUAACUUGGUGUACAAAAAUAGAGAAGAUGUGGUUUUGGUGUCAUAUUGAUAUUCUAUUUGUGGAAAAAAAAAGUAAGAAAAGAACAAGAGCCAAAAGAGUGUUUAUUGAUGUAAGUGAAGGUCGUAUAUAAGAGAUAGCAUUUUCUGCUUCCUUAGUAAUAAUAAUAAUAAUAAUAAUAAUAAUAGUUUUUUAUAAUAAUAAUAAUAAUAAUAAUAAUAGUAAUAAUAAUAAUGUACUAAUUGUAAUCUUUUUUUUGUACAGGCACGGCAAACCAAGGAUCCCCUCAAUCCAUUAGACAUGGAACAAGGAUUUAACAUGGUAAGCAUUAAUAUAAGAUGUAUUGCUCUAUUAGGGGGCUUUGCCCAUGCAUUUUGUUCAUAUUGAGUAUUAAAGUAGUUAAGAAAUGGUCCGGCCACUUCAAAGUGCUACUAAUUUUCCUGGACAACAAACUAACACCAUGGCCUGUUAAAGGUCAGCAGCACUGAAACAGUCAAAAUGUUACAAUACUUAACAUAGUGAAAUGAAACCAUUUUACACUUAGCGGCACAUGAUGAAUAUGAUUUGUCAUUCUACUGUUGCAAACUUUUGAUUGGGCCAUUUGCUGCUGGAUGUGUCACUCAAAAUAAUGGGGGACACUGUGGAAAAACCCUUUAAAGUAAUUGUUACAUAGGACUCUGCUCCUAAUGACAAAUUUUCGAUUGGCUUUGGGCUCAACCCUCCAUCUCCCCACUACCCUGGCAAUGUUGCCUCCCUCCCCUCCUCCCUCCCCUCCUCCCCCCCCUCCCCACCAAGACACAUUUUUACCAAUUUUGCUCAAAAUUUAACUCCACUUGGGGUGGGGGAAAGACUUUUCACCUCCAUUGAAACUAGUCUGGACUGUCUCUGACGCAGGCUACAUUUAACUGUCCUUUGUUAUUAAGACGGAAAAUUAAAUUUUACCUUUGGAUGUUGUUUGUAGUUUGAGUCGCACUUUGACCCUUACAUCCUAUACUGCUUGGAGGAAGCCAACUGUUUGAAGUACUUCAAGGAAAAACUUAUGGAAAAUGAAGAAUUUAGAACGUACAUCUCAGUAAGUAGCUAUCAUGGUAUUUUUCAUUUUCAUUUUAUUUUGUUUUUUUUCAUUUAAGCCCCAUGGUUAGUGAAGAUUUAAUGGUAAUGUACGUCAUGAAUAACUAUUUGAAUUGGGGUCAGGGGAAAUUUAUUUGGCUAUUAUUCUGCUUUUCGUUUUUUCCAACAGUAGUUUAAUUUUUUGGUGAGUCAAGUUAGUGUUUGUUUUGCUGCUUUGAAGACACUUUGGCAUAACUUGUGGCAAAUUUGCCAUAAAAUUUAAACUGGGUGUUUACAGCAAUAAUAAGUAGGUGGAGAACUAAAAAGCCAGGAGGUUCUUUGGGUUAUAUAAUUUUCUGUUUUUCUUAUUAAAGUAGUUGGGGGUCAUGCUCUUGUGGGGGGAAAAUCAGGCCUGGCCCUUGUCCCUAAACCCAUUUGCCCCUGAGCCGCUUGUAACCCGCCCAUGGGGAUCGACGUCCCUUCCACCAUUUGUGACAUCAUCAGUUUUAAUGGUCAAGGACAACUUUGCCCGCUAACUUGUGCAGAGUUAAGAGAUCUUUCAAACCAUACCAGAGUGAGCACAAACUGAGUCAAGGACACUGGAGAAAAAGGCAAAAAAACAUGUAACAUUGACCUGAAAAUUUCCACGAAAAUCUUGUUCCACUACCCAUCUUCCUUUCCCUUCACCUAAUCCUAAGAUCCUAACCCAGGGACAAAUAGGUUAGUGAAUGUAUGCAUUUAUAAAUAAAAUAUAGAACAAAAAAGCUCAACACGACUCCCAGCUAAAAAAAUUCACUUCCUGCUGUUCAUGGCCACGUAUACUUUAACUUGGUUACAACCUUAUUGUUUUAGUGGUGUGAAGAUCACCCAUAUUGCACCGACCGGCUCAAGUUAAACGAUUUCCUGGUGAAGCCCAUGCAGAGAGUUACAAAGUAUCCUCUGCUUGUGAGAGCGAUUUACAACAAAACUCUUGACAUUGAGGUGAAGGAACAUCUAACUAAAAUGGUGAGUUAACUGAUCAAGUGUUACAUUAAGAUUUUCAAAGAUGUAGAAGUGGGGAGAUUAAAAAGAGGUGGAGCUAACCUUUUUUGGACUCAACAGUGUUUGGAUUCUAGGUGUGACACUCUUUCAUAUGUAUACACUAGAAAUUCACGUGUUUUAUGGUAAAACUCAGGAUCACGUAAGAAACAAAUUUGUUUGGAAUGCUGUUGCAAUGUUGCAAGAGAAAAGUCAAUCAGGCUAAAUUGUAAAUGUGGCUAAAUGUAAUAAAGGGUAAGUCAAACGUGAAACAAUGCUGCUCAGCAAUUUUCCCCCAAGGAUUGGUAUGUGGGGUGGCGGGGGUUGCAUGUAGGGGAUGACGUAUUUAGAGCUCUGCUUUAGGUGUCAAGUCAUGGGGCGUUUGUUUCUCGCUACUGGGCAGUUCUUACUGAUUUGUCCAAUUCCCCGACGCUCAUCUACUGUUGAUGGUUUUAAUUGGUUUUUGAUUGUUUGGUUUGAUUAUGUGUACUGUCUCUUUUUAUGAUUGGUCACUACACAACAAAUAUUCUUGAAGCUUUUCAGGUGUUCAUGGGUUUCUACGCAAGUAACUUUUUCACCCUUACUAUUGACCAAAGGAAAAAAAACUGUCAAAAAGAUGACAUUUCGUUUUGUACAAUCCUAAGAAUUAAAUACUACUUCGCAAAAUUUCUGUCAAAGAAAGUUUCAUUUGAAUGACAACACCAUAGGAUUUCAUCCACAGACACAAAAGUUAGUACCAUGUACUAAAUAAAUAGUACCAUGUGAAAGUACUGCUGAAGAGGUUUCAUUUGAAUGGUAACAUCAUAGGAUUUCAUCCACAGACUCGAAAUUUAGAACUACAUACUAAAUAAAUAGUACCAUGUGAAAGUACUGCUGAAGGGGUUUUAUUUGAAUGGUAACAUCAUAGAAUUUCCUCCAUAGAUUUAAAGUCAGAAUGACAAAUUAUCUCUCUGAAAAGUGGUCUAGGAUUGAAGGGCUGAAGUCCACCAUCAACGUGUUUUCCCAACCAUUUCCUAUGCUACCUCAACCUCAACCCCCUCCCUCCCCCCGCCACUUCUGCCUCUUACGUCAGUCGGCACCGGAGGCCACUCUCUUGGCGUGACUCCUCAUUAUAACCAUAAGUUAUCCUAAAUCUUUUUUUUAGCGUGACCGUGUUGAAUCAUUUGUCAGUAAAGUGAAUGGGGCCAUGAGAGUGCGACACGAGUUGGAAAAACUCAAGGCAACGGCGGAAAGAAUUCAAAAUAAUUACAAUGUGGUUGAGGCUGUCAAUGAGGAGAUGGAUAAGGUAUUGAUCAGUCUUGUCUUUCUUUCGUAUUCUUGCUAAUUCUUGUUAUUUAAUGUAAUGGUAAUGAAAAGAGUUUCCUUUAAACCCUAGUCAUUAAAUUCGCAUCAUUUUUUCUAGAGAACUCUUUUUUGUGCACCUUAAUUUCUGCGGCUUUGUUUGUUGAAAUCCCAAAAAUUAAGUUGCACAAAGAAUUAGUUUUCAUAAAACUCUAAUAUUUGUCAUUUCUAGGUUGAAUUUUUUAAAAGCAAUUUAAUUCGCCUCUUUAUUUCUAGAGAACCUUUUUUUGUGCAUUUUAAUUUCUGCGACUUUUUUUGUUGAAAUCGCAAAAAUUAAGUUGCGCAAAAACUGCUUUCCAUGAAACCCUAAUAUUGGUCAUUUCAAGGUGGAAUUUUUUAAGCAAUUAAAGUUGCGUCUCUUUUUCUAGAGAACUUUUUUGGGCACCAUAAUUUCUGCGGCUUUUUUCGUUGAAAUCACAAAAAUUAGUUACAAUGAUAAAUUGAUUAACCUAAUGAAUAAACUGCAUCAUAAUUUCGCAUGGUUUAUUUUCCAGAGAAUGUUUUUUGUGCACCUUUUUUUCUGCAGUUUUUUUUUGUUGAAAUUGCAAGAAGUGAUUAAUUGCAUGAAUGGAUAGUGUAAAUGUCUCCGAAGUUACAUAUGUUGCAAAAAAUAUAUAUUGAUAUGGGCUAAUUUGUUUUUCUUAAAGAUUCUCCAAGAGUACAGUUCCUAUGACUUAAUGAGACCAAUGCCUGGCUUAAUAGAGGAUGAACACCGCUGUGUUAUCCAUGAGGGACCUCUCAGACUUCUAGAAAAACAGGGCAAGGUAUAAACUUUUUUCCUUCCAAGUGUAACUAGAAACGAUACGUCAGAAAAAAUGAAUUGCAAUUGAAAAUUAUCAAAAACAAGUGGUACCAUUUGGAAGUACUUUGGAAGAGGAUUCGUGUGAUUGGUAACACCAUAGGUUUUCAUUCACGGACUCAAUAGUUAGGACUUCUUACCAUAUAGAUAGUAACGUAGAAUUACUCCUUCAAAGGUUUCGGUUGAAUGGUAACAUCAUAGGAUUUCAUUCACAGACUCAAAAGUUGGAACUUUUUACUACAUAAGUAGUACUAUGUGAAAGUUCUGCUGAAGCAGUUUCAUUUGAAUGAUCAUAUCUUUGAAAUUCAUCCACGGAUUCAAAAGUUAUGAACACCUUGUACAGCGUUAUUGUCACUACCACGAGGGAGUAUUGCGCAGUUGGUGUCACUUGAAUUGUGACACCGCAAACACUGUGGAAAGCUCUUUCUAAGAGAGACAAGGUGUUGAGAUAAAAAUUAAGUGACCUAGAUUUAAAGCAAUUUGUUGAGGAACGGCCAAAGAACUUCGUCUACGGAAUGUCCUCUUUAAGAGAGACGUACAAUUCUUUUUAGAAUUAUAAUUCUUACUCAGGUUGAUUUCUGUGUCAUCUUUCAUUUCAGAUGGACGUGUAUGUCUUUCUCUUCACCGAUCUUCUUCUUAUCACUAAAGCAAAGAAAGGAGGUGACAGGUUUAAAGUUAUCAAACCGGUAAGUUUGAAUAUGUGCCAGAAUUAUCUAAUCCCUAGUUCUUGACUUUGGACGUAUUAUCUGCAGCUUGAUCAAGCAAUGACUUCACGCAAUACAACUGCCUUAAAGUUAAUGGCGGGAGAGGAGUAUGUAUUUUAUAGUUUUUGAGGACUGAUGAUCUCCUGGUGACUUGUGCGUUUAUUAAUGCUGUUUAUGUUUUUGUAGCCUCUGCAAGUCGACAAGCUUUCUCUAAGUGCUUCAAAAGAUCAAGGUAUUUCAAUGUUUGAAUUUAUAGUUUUGACCGUUGAUUUGAUGAAACAUUUGAAAGCGUUUUGUCGCAUUGGCCGAAAUAGAAGUGGAGAUUUGCGAUCUCUUUUUCGACGAUUUUUCUCUUUUUUUUUACCCAUGAAGGUUAUCAAGUUUCGAAAAUUUUUACCCUUCAAUGAAAUUUUUGAAAUUUUCAUGUCCUCCUUAUCCAAACGCAUUUUUUUUCGUUCUUGGGUCUUUUUUGUCUCACAGUACACCUAGAUAUUGUUAGUCAGAGUAUGAUAAUGAAACAGGUACAAAGAAGCUGCAAGCAUCGCCACCACUCCCUUCCCCGUCCCCGUCCCCCCCCCCCCAUCCUCCAUGUAAGGGAAUCCAAGACAGUCUUGGAUUCUGGAUUCCGCGCCGUGGAUUUCGGAUUCAAAGUACUGGAUUCCGGAUUCUUUGUCAGUGGGAUUCCGGAUUCCUUGAGCUGUAUUCCGGAUUCCAAAGCCCAGGAUUCUGGAUUCCUCAAGCAAAAAUUUCCUGGAUUCGGGAGUCAGGAAUUCCGUACAUGGGGCGAAAAAGCAGCUGUAACGAAAUUGAUCAACUGUACUUUCUUUUCUCCCAUUCAGGAACCUUCCUUCUUAUUUACGUGAACGAAUACAACAUUGCAGUGCAAGCAUUUGCCCUCCAAGGAACAGUGUCAGACCCGUCACAGUGGAUGGAAGCCAUCAAAAAGGCCCAGGUAUGAAGUACUCUAUCCCUUUAAGUCCCAAUAGUGACCAAAAUCAAUAUCAAUACGUAAUCAAGAGAACAGGUUAUGAGAAUUAAUAAAAUGGUAACCAAGGGAAAAAUGCUUUGAUCGUGUAGCAAAUUCUCUUAACUAAUCCUUUAGCGAAAUGUAUACAGAUGAGUUUUGAGAAUUUGUAUCUGUACCCUUUCAGGGAUGUAUCAUUAUGAAAAUGAUAUCGAAAAUAGGGAUCAGUCUAGGUUUCUGGGAAACUGCCCACCUACCCCUCUCCUAAGGCAACAUUUUGCUCUAAGUGAGAAGUUAGUGUUAAUGUUGCAUUGCUUAAGGGAGGGGUGGGUGGGCAGUUUCUCAGAAACCUAAAUUGAACCGAAAAUAGGAUAUGAAAGGCGAAGAGUGGGACCUUGUUCCAGAGCCUCCUUCCCCCCCCCCCCCGAAACUCCAUCAUUGACUCUGGGAGUGAAACUGUGAAGUAGUUUGCUUAAAUUACAGUACUAACCAUCUUUUCUUUUUGUUUCAGAAACUCUUCAUGGUUGCCAAACUCGGCCAGGGGUCUACCAACAUGCUGCAGAUGCAGACCAGUAGUGACAAUGAUCUUGUGAGUCCAUCUGGUCUUGUCACACCUGGGCUCAGUUCUUCGCCCGCAUUUCCACAUGCCGAGCACCGCAGAUCGUCAGCAUCAUCGAUAAUGUCCCUUGAAUCCGACUCUGAUGAUGAGUCUAGUGUGGCCCUUCCUACUCGCCUUCGUUCUGAUUCUGCGUUAACUUCGAUGACCACGAUUAGCGGUACAUCUUUUGCUAUGGACGCGAGAGCUCAAGAUGGAGCUGGCGAAGAGAAAGAUGAACGCGUUGCACCGCAGCUUGAAACUGAACUCAUGGCGCCAGAGGAAGAACUGGCCGCUGAAGUUGGAGCUAUUGCCCUGCCAAGAUCAGAGUCGCUCAGCAAGAUCUCGCGAUCUUCAUCUGCACCGUCUAAGGAGAGACCACGAGUUGUCGAGUCUACUUCCCUGUCUCGCUCUUCAUCAGCACCUCAAGGGCCGACACCCGAGCGGGUGUUGAGUUUAAGAGAAGGUAUAAUUGUGAAAAGAAGAGAACUGGAAGAACACGAGGGAUCGGUAUCAUCAUCUUCUACUUCUUUAAAUGACUCUGCUGUUGAUUCGGACUUACCGUCUCCGUCUCCAUUCCAAUCAUCUUCCAUCGACUUCCCAUCUUUACCUCCGCCUGAACCUCAGGAAUUUGAAUUAACAGACGAACCUCAAUCUAACUCUGAACUUGAAUCUUCUACCGAACACGAUCUUCAUCAAUUUUCGUCAUCACCUGAUGAAACAAUUGUCUCUCCUACGCUUGAUAGCGAGGAACGAAUUUCUGAACCCGAUAACGAGCAAGAGGAAGGGGCUUCCUUUGAUACAUCUGAAGAUGAUUUAUCACUAACUGCUGACUCUGAAGGAAAUGCUUCCGUCUCACAGUUAGGAGAAACAUCAGGAUCUGAAGUUUUACAAAACCUGUCUGACUCCCCUGAAUCAUCCGCAAAACCGACUCCACAUAUCAAAUCUCAACUACUAGCACAAGACAAAAUCCAGUCCGCUAUUACUCCGGCCGAAGCGCAAAGAAAAAAGGUAUCUUUGCCCCGAAGAUCUUCGCCAGUUGUUUCUCGGAAGCAGCGACCUGAGACUUUUUCAAAAGGUCAAGGUAAAAGUGAUUCGGAUAUAAAUGGUAUUUUACGUAAAAUUCGGGACGCACAAGCAGCCGCACCAAAUGCUCCGUACAGUGAAUCGUCACCUUCAAAUAGUCUAGAGCGCGCGGGGAAAGCGGGGAAAAUCGGUAAACGGUCCUCAGAGAGUGCAAGGUGUCCGGUGAAGCCAGAUAAAUCUCACUAUCCUAUGAGUGCGAGUUUGGACUUGGCAGACUCGUACGCUAAAUCGGACAGUCGCAAAGACAAGGGCUAUGCCCCACCUCCCGGAUCGUUGUCAGUGUCUAGAAAAAAGAGCAUGUCUCUUUCAGAUCUCUUGAACAUUGGGAAAGAUUUAACUAGUAGUAGAUGGAAAGAUAAAGAGAGUGACAAGGACAAAAAUCAACCCAAAAUUUUGGAGCCUCUUAGUCCGCUGAGCCCGUCAACUGACGAAGAAACUGUUUCUCAUACGGAAGGAAAGAAAGAGGAGAAGAAGUCACGAUUUAGUCGACUUAGAAGAAAAUCAAGUCGAGCGGAACUUAAGGAUGGGAUUGCAUCUGGUCCUAAUAUUGAUCCCAAAAGAGCUUCAAGACACUUCUUCAAGGAGUCGCUAAUGUUGGAAUCCUCGUAA
Messenger RNA from Porites lobata, 29675 nucleotides. The record is from the annotation of a GenBank genome assembly. Lineage: Eukaryota; Metazoa; Cnidaria; Anthozoa; Scleractinia; Poritidae.